AGACGCUGAUAAAAAAUGGCUGCUCAUUAUCGACUCGUUUGGUUUGUAAUAAAACGAAAAUAUUUCAGAAAAGAGCAAUUAACAAUAAAAAAUUACUUUGUCGGUGAAGAUGGAGUUAUAUAUUUAAAAAAAUUAAAUUAAAAACACUUUUAACUUACAAACACAUUAUAGGAAAAUAAUUUAUUGAGAUAUUUAACUACGUCUAUGGAUGAACGUUUCACAGAGAUAAAGAAGAUCUGCAGCACUGAGUGACAGCCAAAAAAGUUAAUUUGCCAUUUUAAGAGCAACUUAAAAGACCGAAAAGGUUUGUUGUACGAUGAACGGACCUUUAAGAAUGUAUAAUUUACCACAAAUUAUACAAGACGAUUUUCCCGUCCAACUUCCAAAAUGUAUGUAUACGUUAAAAAAUGUUCACAGCCCAAGAGAUCAGGCUGAUGGCUUGGUAGAUCACGUUUCUUCGUUGGACAAUAAACUGGAUAUUUCCGACAAGGUUAAGCAGUUUUUAAAGAAAAUCCAAGUAAAUGCAGAAAUGGCUGAUUUGGAAUCUAGGCAAAACAACAUUCUCCAUCAACUUGCAGAACUCAAGAAAGAAAUUGAAUCGCUCACUAGCAAUGUAAGAAAUCAACAAAACGCACCAAGAGCUAAUAAUUCAUUUGUACCACAAGAAGAACCAAUUGUGAUUAGCAAUUUUCCUCAGAGUGUAGUGAUUUAUGCAAAUCCUAUGUCUCCACCUUUCUCUUUGGUAUCUAUCCAGAGACUUCUGCAAGAUAACUUACCUUUGGCUGUCACUUCUUACUUGCAUUCCUCAGUAGGAGUUCUGCCACAAGAGGCAAGGUUGCUGGCCGAUACUUUAACCAGCUUUAAACCCAAGCUUGGUGUACCUGUGAUUGAUGUUCGACUUAUUUGGAAAGAAAUUAACUCCAAUGCAUCAAUCAUAAUCGCACAUAAUCCAAUCCUGGGCGAAGUAAACAUCUUGAGGUUCCUAUCGAGAUUAUCAAACUCAAAACUAAAUUACGACUGCGAUCCGAACUCCUACGAAAUCGACUCAUUACUUGAUGAAUGUUACUUAUUACUGGAACUUAAAAGGAAAACUGACAGAAGUAGUGUCCUUCAAUCUUUUAAGAAGUCGUUGGGCAAGGCGCAAUGGUUAGCAGGGAGGAGUGAGCUUAGUGUUGCAGAUAUUGCUGCUUUUUCUGCUAUAAAACAGUGUAAUGUUUCAGGUGACUUAAGUGGUAAUUUAAGCAAGUGGUACGAAAGGUGUCAAUUAUUACUUACCUAGCGAAAUAAAUUUUUUGUUUAUUA
Cylas formicarius (sweet potato weevil) is the source of this 1302-nucleotide messenger RNA. It is a transcript of the gene AIMP2, whose product is annotated as aminoacyl tRNA synthase complex-interacting multifunctional protein 2. The coding region runs from base 317 to 1279 and encodes 320 amino acids. Lineage: Eukaryota; Metazoa; Arthropoda; Insecta; Coleoptera; Brentidae. Gene Ontology annotation, cellular component: aminoacyl-tRNA synthetase multienzyme complex. The record is from RefSeq and is a predicted model, not a curated record. The transcript has 4 exons.